Molecule: messenger RNA, 710 nt
Organism: Misgurnus anguillicaudatus (oriental weatherfish)
Lineage: Eukaryota; Metazoa; Chordata; Actinopteri; Cypriniformes; Cobitidae
Source: RefSeq, a predicted model, not a curated record
GGCAAAAUUACUCAUGACACCGCCAAUGAAAGGUCUAUUAAGUUAUUUCUAUACGUCUAUGUUCGGCUCCCCCCACAUUGACUAUACUGCCUGACUACUUCUAUGGGCGACAGACAGCUCUACAUUGAAACAGCAAAAAUUUGAUGUACUUUGUACUUGAAGAAUGGCAGAUGAACUUUUGGAAGAACUUCGAAAUGAUUUGAUCGAGGGUCUGACUGAGGCCGUCAUCAGGGAUUUGGUGGAUGAUCUUCGGAAGGAGAAAGUGUUGAACAAAAACGAGACUGAAGACAUACUACACAUAACCAAAACCCGAGCUGACCAAGCCCGUGACCUGAUUGACAGCGUGAAAAUGAAGGGAUAUGACGCAAGUGAGACUAUGUUUAACAGUUUAGAGAAGCGCGACACAACUCUUCAUAACAAACUGCAAAUAAGACAACGUUUAGAAAAUCUGUUGAGGUGAAAAGGCGACCUCAGGUGGCCAGCAUGCGAUGCCAGGAAGACUACGUAAUGUGAUUAACAAUAACAUGUACAAAUUGCAUUUUUUAUUUUAAAAUGUUUUAGUUAUAUAUAUAUCAUGUCAUGUCGUCUUUGCUUGUCAUCUUAUCUUAUUGAGCUGGCAAUAAAUUUGACCUUUUUGCCUUGACCAAAGUAACUUGUUUUUUUCUAUAUUUUUGACUGGCUUCUUAUGUGGGUCCUUGAAUUAGGCUGUA